GGGAAACAAGCCGAGAUCGCUGCUGCCGCCGCUUCAGCCUCUGGCCAUCAGAAGGCGCGGCGCGGAGGAGUGGCCGAGCGCCGGAUCUGACGAUCUCGGCGUGUGGCCACUCCCGGAGACUCCAAGAGGGUCUGUGUCUGUGGUGGGGUCAUCAUCGGAGUUCCAGUUGAAGAGGGAGAAGCUGGCCUUCUACGACAAAGAGUGUUCUCGGAUUGCGGAGCACGUGUACCUCGGGAGUGACACGGUGGCCAAGAACCAUGAGCUGCUGAGGCAGAACGGCAUCACUCACGUGCUCAACUGUGUUGGCUUCGUUUGCCCUGAAUAUUUCAAGCGCGAUUUUGUUUACAAGACUCUGUGGUUGCAGGACAGUCCCACAGAAGACAUCACCAGCAUCCUGUACGAUGUUUUCGAUUACUUUGAGGAGGUUAGGGAGCAAGGCGGGCGCGUGUUGGUUCACUGCUGCCAAGGGGUUUCGAGAUCGACCUCUCUGGUGAUCGCGUAUCUGAUGUGGAGGGAAGGGCAGAGCUUCGAGGAUGCGUUUCAGUACGUGAAGAAUGCGAGGGGUGUGACCAAUCCUAACAUGGGUUUUGCGUGUCAGUUAUUGCAGUGUCAGAAACGGGUACAUGCUACUCCCGCUAGUCCUAAUUCCAUUCUUCGGAUGUAUAGAAUGGCUCCUCAUUCACCUUAUGAUCCUCUUCAUUUGGUUCCUAAGAUUGUCAACCACCCCUCUGCACAGGCCCUUGAUUCUCGUGGUGCUUUCAUUGUGCAUGUUCCUUCUGCUAUUUAUGUUUGGACAGGCAACAACUGCAAUUCGGUUAUGUCUUCUAAUGCAAGAGGCGCCGCAUCUCAGGUUGUUCGCUAUGAGAGGGCUACGGCUCCUGUUCUUACCAUCCAUGAGUAUGACGAGCCACCGGAGUUUUGGAUUGCUCUUGCCUCUGCUGAUUGUGACCAGCAGGAGAAGGAGGACACAAGCUUGGAAGCUGUUCGUCCUAGGAAGCUUGAUGAAUAUGAUUUGGAUUAUGAGAUUUUCCAAAAGGCACUUGCUGGUGGGGUUGUUCCACCUUUCUCUGUGUCUAAUGCAGGCUCAGAGACCUGCCUUCCAGCCAGAGAAAGCGGUUGGGGGAGACUGCGCCGGAAACUCGCCAGCGGUUUCAUCAAAGGAUUGUUCACUUCAUCCAAAAGGAACUCUACUAAUGAAGAAGCUGCUCUUGUCAUGGAAGAUUUUGCUGUUAAUGUUGAUCCCAAUGAUUGCUCAGGCAGGGAAAAAGGUUAUGUUGAAGUGUUGGAUCAUUUUGUUCCCAUUACGGAUGUGGAUUCAUCAUUGCCAACAUCAUCAGAUUAUCUUCCUUGUUUCACGAGCAGCAGUUCCAAGUCACCAACGCUCUCGCCCUCCAGUUCUGAUUAUGCAAGUUCAUUUACAUUUUCACCUUCCUCAACAAAUUUGUCUUCUCAGCAGCCAUCACCUUCUACUUCUAGCAUGGAUUCAACCGAAACUAUUUAUGCCAAAGAUGCUUCUGUAUUGGACAGUUCCUCUCUGUUUCACAAGAAGGGUGAUGUGUUUUUGGCUGAUCAAACAUCCGGAGGGUCCACCUUCUUUUUGCCAUUGAAAGGGUCUAUACCCUCCAUUGCAGAGCGCAGAGGUAGUAAUCCACCACCUCGCAUGUUGCUACCUUCUUCAGUCACCGAGUCACCCCAUCCUCACAGGAGCAAGAUUCAUGUAAGAUCAAAGUCAUUUUCUUUGCCGGAAUUGGAUGAUAACUUGUUAAAGGAUGUUGAUUGCAAGCAAGCUGAUCCUGCUUCAUGUAAAUAAUGGCUAUCCUUGAGAUUUAAGAUUAAGUUAACUUGAUUGAUUACAAUAGUUGAGUUUGAGUUUUGUGUAGUCCAAAUGUUCUAUUUUUGGAGGUGAAUUUGCUCUGGGGUUGUUUGAAUUUGAAUGUUGCAAGGUGUAGUGUAGGAUGAGGAAUAAUAUAGCACCUGAAGGCUCAAAGUACAUAACAAUCAUCAUUAAAUUUAAGUGAAUAUUAUUGAACUC
Arachis ipaensis is the source of this 2032-nucleotide messenger RNA. Its product is annotated as protein-tyrosine-phosphatase MKP1. Gene Ontology annotation, biological process: protein dephosphorylation. Lineage: Eukaryota; Viridiplantae; Streptophyta; Magnoliopsida; Fabales; Fabaceae. The record is from RefSeq and is a predicted model, not a curated record.